ACCUUCAAUGAAUAAACGCCUAAAAUGCAGGGCAGGCAGCAUCAAUUUCCCACUGUACAUCAAGAGAAAAGCGAUGCUUUAAAUUCUGCGCGAAGAGCAAAGUCGCCAACGGACACGCCGCCUUUGACUCAAAGUAUCGUAAAUUUGUAAUCCAUGUAAGUUCUGAUUUUCUGAUAAGAUGCUACCUACCAAAAGCAUUUUCGCCCCCUUUAUUCCGGGUGUGACCUCAAUAGUCUGUAAAAGCUAUGUUAAUGGUGGUCUUGUCGUAUUCAAUAAAGGGUUUUUGUUACAGAUGUAGAGAUUAUAUAAUUUGCCCAAUGCCUUCUCUGUUGUGUGAUGCCUUUGAAUCAGAGACAAAAUUUUGUCUAAAUCAAGAUGGAUUUACAAAUUCAAAACGCUGUCCUGUUAGUUUUUAUUUGCCUGGCGUCUGUGGCAAAGUCUCAAAUCGUUUUAGGCUCCAUUAAUGCACCCACUAAUGGGCUUGAAAGGGCAGAAAAGAUUGGACUUGGGCUUUUGCCAAGUCCAGAAGAUUUAUCUUUUGACAGAGAAAAAAAGUCGUUUUUUACUGGGUGUGGAGAUGGUUGGAUUAAGCGGGUUUGGAUAGACGGGAGGGAUGCAGAAGAACAGGUGGAGAACUGGAAUUUUGUUGGGGGUCGACCUCUUGGGGUGGCUUUUGGUCCCAAUCAGGAGGUUAUUGUGUGUGAACUUACUAAGGGCCUGCUGAAUGUGACGAAGGACAAAGUGGAGGUCUUGUGCAGUGAGGCAGACGGAUUCAAAUUUAAAGGAAUGGAUGGAGUGGAUGUUUCAAAAGAUGGUACGAUUUACUUCACUGAUGCCACCUUGGGUUUGCUCAUUAAAUACAAUCCUAGCACCAAAAUUUCCACUGUUUUGCUCACUGACCUUGACUACCCCAAUGGAGUGGCCGUCUCUGCCCAAGAAGAUUUCCUUAUAUUCUGUGAAACUUACUCUCUCAAGUGUCCCAAAUACUGGCUAAAGGGAAACAAAUCAGGUCAAGUUGAAACAUUUGCAGAAAGUUUACCAGCAUAUCCAGAUAACGUUAGAGUCGAUGAUGAAGGCACAUUUUGGAUUGGACUUCUGGGGACAAAAACCGAGGAUAAAGAUUCCAUAGUUAAAUAUCUGAAAUUGAGACCACCUCUGAAGAGGGUGUGGAAUAUCUUAAAUCAACAUCGACUGAAGAUAAGACCUAUUUUUGGACCAGCAGGUAUUUUGGGUGUGAAGGAAAAUGGGCAGGUCAGUGCUUUCAUUUCUGAUUCACAGAGGACACUGAUUAGUGGUGCUGUAAAAGUGAAUAGUAGUCUGUUUUUUGCGAGCCUCAGUGAAAACUUCAUUAAUCGCCUUGAUCUCCUAUGAAAUUUCUAUGGUAUAGGCGAUUAUCCCACAUCAGUUACAAAAAUAUUGUAACGAAAAGUGUUUCAUCAAUGAAUAUAUCAACAGCCGGCAUGGUUGACAAAACAAUGGGAAGGGGAAAUAUAAUCACUGUCAACUUGAACUUCAUGACGGUUAGAAGACGAGUAUCCAACUAAUUGGCAUCUUCGCCAAUGAGAUCUGAAAUUUCAUGGGCUCUAUGUGAGCCAGCACCUUUUGACUUCCUAAUUUAAAAUUGUUGUUAGAUGGCCAUUGGAGAUUUCAGUGAUUUGGCGGUGACAAGUAAGGGGAAGUUGGAGACAGGUUAUUUGGAAUUGAUGGUUAAAUGAAGUAUUUUUACAUACUAAUUUUUAAUUUGAAAUUCAAAUUAGGUGAAAGUCGGAGAUUUAUAAGUGGUAUGAUACAUUAAUUAAGUGGAAGUUGGAGAUUUGAAGAU
Molecule: messenger RNA, 1822 nt
Organism: Cryptomeria japonica (Japanese cedar)
Lineage: Eukaryota; Viridiplantae; Streptophyta; Pinopsida; Cupressales; Cupressaceae
Product: protein STRICTOSIDINE SYNTHASE-LIKE 7-like
Exons: 4
Coding region: 376-1371 (331 amino acids)
Biological process (GO): biosynthetic process
Molecular function (GO): strictosidine synthase activity
Source: RefSeq, a predicted model, not a curated record